Molecule: messenger RNA, 2328 nt
Organism: Punctularia strigosozonata HHB-11173 SS5
Lineage: Eukaryota; Fungi; Basidiomycota; Agaricomycetes; Corticiales; Punctulariaceae
Exons: 2
Coding region: 1-2154 (717 amino acids)
Source: RefSeq, a predicted model, not a curated record
AUGUCUGCCAACAAUGCAGCCGCCGUCGCGACGCAUUCUCCACGCUCCUUACCUUCCUUUGCACAGACGUUCAACAAGGGCUCACUCUCCGACAUUUCCGGCACGGACAACGCCCUGCCACCCAUCCAGACCAUAUCACCGUCCAUGGACAAGCAUCAGCGGCCCCGGUCUCCGCCACGUAGCGACGUCGACGAGUCCAGAGCAGCACGGAAACGACCCCGACACGAAGACGGCGCACCCGCGCCGGAUAUAACGCCGGUGAAGGAAGAGCAAGAUGAGCUGAUGGACGAGCCACUCUCACCCCCUCGGCCUUUGGGCGUGUCGCAUUCUGUAUCUUAUCAAGAAUCCGCUGGCGCGCCCUCCCCUUCAACCACGAACGCUCCCCAGUCCAAGCGACGACGUGUCACCAUCAGCAGCAUGGCGCAUCCCAUCAAUACCAACGUUCGUCAAGGAUCCGUGGACGCCGCCGGAUCGAAUCCGAUAUCACCUGUCGUCAUGGGUCUCCAAAUGCCUCGCGACGAUCCGACCGCCCUCGAGCAAGUGCGAUCCAUGUUGACCGUCAAGCAGAAGCAGAAGGCUCUCAUCGAGCAGCGGCGGGAGAGUACCGCGGGCUUGACUCCAGUCCAACCCUCUGGCCCAAGCUUGGCCGGAGGAGCCCCUCAGGAUGAACGGUACAAAUCGACAAGUGGAGGACGCGCGGGAGGCCGUACCCCUCCUUCAGGCCCGCCGCUAGCUAGCAGGCCGCGUGGAGGGAGCAUGGCUGUCGGUCCCGGUGCGACGCACUCUAGACCUGGCGCGUCAUCCAUUCGUCACCCCUCUCCUCCCCCCAUCUCCUCGUCAAGCCAGACAUCUCACGCCGCGGCUACGCAUGUGUCAGUGCCUGGAGGAGCUCUUCCAAACAGUCUUCCCCCGCCGCCUGGCAGCUUUACAAGGCGUCGCGCGGGCCAGCUCGGCAUAGGAGGCAAGAAAAAGCCUGCAGAUAUCUUGAUCAGCCCCCGAGAUGCCCACGCCUCAGGUGAUUUAGCACCGUUGAUACAGAGCGCGCCCCCAGUGCCUCAAGCGGGAUCUGGCUUCCCUGGCCGCUUCCCAAUGGCCUUGCCCAGCCUGCCCUCCGCGAUGGGGACCGGCCCGAGUUUACGCCGCGUGACGGCGAGUAGAGUACCGCCCACGCCGACGUCCUUGACCACGCGUGGCGCCGCGGCAGCGGCAGCCGCGCGUUCUCCGCCAAGUACCCGAUCGGUUCCGAUCUCGAAUACCUUGGUUCCUCCGACGCCGACGACGCUCCGCCAUCCGGGCUAUGCCGGCGAGAAAGCAGCGUUCCUCGCUCCGUUCGAGAUGUUCUAUGACGCUUUGGCGGAUUCGAAAGAGCUGAAGACGUGGCUAUCCGAUCAGCUCCAAAAGUCGAACGCGCUUAUACAAAAUCUGCAACAGCAGCAGGAACGAUUGGACGAUCUCGUCGCCUCUUCGGUGGAGCGUCGGUUGGCCCCCAUCAAGGAGGAAUGUUACAGUCUCCAUCGCAGGGUGGCUGACCUAGAGGAUGAGCUGCGACGGUACAGAACCCCGGGAGGACUUGGGGACACAUCGUACGGAACCCACUCCAUGUCUAGCAAACACCCGAACGGUGCUGGGGGAAUGACUCAAGACGGUUACACUUUCCCACCGGUCGAUCGUCACGCAAUGCGGCCAUCUUUGACGAGGCGCAUCUCCUCUCCGCCGCGCGACAUGCCUAGAUCGUACGGGACCCGUAGCACUGUGGAGUACGACACUUCGUCUCCGGUACCCUUCGAGGCGAGCAGACGUCACUCGGUGUCGACAGCUCGCUUUGAGCCACCGCGUCUGCCACCACCACCUGGUUCGUCACGCUCCGAACACCCUAUGACAUUGGAGGGUCCGGGCCAGCCCGCCUCAGGUUCGGUCCACGCCAUGUCGCCGUACGCUCAGCGUCCAUCCCUCAGUCGUCACAACUCGACGCAGAGGACGUCGGAGUAUCGUCGGCCGGGCGCGCAUCCUUCUCGUGAUCGAGAAUCAUCUUACCGACACCGCGCGUCUAGAUCCCCGUCACCGGCUCGGGUUCGCAGCCCUAGUCCCAGCGAGGAAGGACGCUCCCCAUCCACCAGUCGUCCGCGCUCCCGUUCUCCUAUGGAUAACCGUUGAUGUCCGCCGUCUUAUGGGUAAUGUAACGCUGAGAUCUCUCAUGUCUUGCAUAUAUGUUCAUCACUUGUACAUACAUGUUCAUCAUUCUUGCUUGUUUUUGGGGGUUUUUCUUUAUUACCAUUCAUUCGUGCCACGGACUCGCUCCCGAUCUGUACAAGUACUCGAGGAAUUCAG